AUGUCUUCCAAUGCUAGUCCUGGGGGAUACGUUCCGGAAGCAGAGAAGCCUCGUCGCAGAUGGGUUUCCCGGUUGGAAUGCGAGGCCGAACCGGGCCUGACGAACAAGCAACUCUUCCUCACGAACCAUGAUCUCAAGCCGGUCGAGCCUGAGCGACGACAAUGGCGCCACAUCAACUAUGUCACCUUCUGGAUCGCCGACUCUUUCAACAUCAACACCUGGAUGAUCGCGGCCUCGUCGCUCGAAGUCGGGCUUUCGUGGUGGCAGGCAUGGAUCUGUGUUUGGGUUGGCUACUCAAUCGCCGCCUUUUUCGUGGUCUUGACCGGCCGAAUCGGUGCAACGUAUCACAUUGGCUUUCCCAUCGUCAAUCGAGCCUCGUUCGGCAUUUGGGGUUCUCUCUGGCCGGUCUUGAACAGAGCCGUUAUGGCUUGCAUUUGGUAUGGAGUCCAGGCUUGGAUUGGGGGUGAAUGCGUCUACCUCAUGAUCGCCAGUAUCUGGCCCUCGUUCGGUCAGCGGCCCAGUUUGACGAAAUCCAUCGCGAUGGGAGGCACCGUCAAUUACUUGAUCUCUUUCAUCCUCUUCUGGCUCGGCUCGCUUCCGUUUAUUUGGUUCCCGGUCCACAAGAUCCGUCAUCUGUUCACCGUCAAAUCAAUUGUUGCUCCGGCGGGCGGUAUCGCGCUAUUUGUCUGGGCCAUUGUCCGAGCAGGAGGCGUCGGCCCCAUUGUGCAUCAAGGUUCGACGGCGACCGGAUCCGAUCUGGCCUGGGGUGUUAUAGCAGGUAUCAUGAGUGCCGUGAGCAACUUUGCCACGCUCAUCGUCAAUGCGCCCGACUUUACGCGUUUCGCCUCUACACCCUCGGCGGCUGUGUGGCCUCAAGCCAUCACCAUCCCGAUGGGAUUUGGCCUCACAUCCUUCAUUGGCAUUAUUGCUGGGUCCGCGUCCGCAGUGAUCUACCCUGAGAAAGGAGCGACGUGGAACCCUCUCGAGCUGCUGCGAGACUUCAUCACGAACGGCGAGCCUGGCGGCGUCGGCGGCCCUGGCGACCGAGCUGGUACAUUCUUCAUCGCCGCAGCUUUUGUCGUCGCCCAGCUUGGUACCAACAUCGCGGCAAACAGUAUUUCCGCGGGCACAGAUUUGACCGCUCUUCUUCCUCGCUUCAUCAACAUCCGACGCGGUGGCUAUAUCUGUGCCAUUAUCGGUAUUGCCAUCUGCCCCUGGCAGUUCCUCACAUCCGCCUCCAACUUCACCACCUACCUGUCGGCGUAUUCCGUGUUUUUGUCCUCGAUUGCUGGGCCCAUGAUAAUCGAUUAUUAUUUCGUGCGCAAGGGUUACCUAUUAAUCCGAGACCUGUACAAUGCCGAAAACGACGGACCGUAUUAUGGCGUCUACGGGAUUCAGUGGCGCGGCUAUGUCGCGUAUAUCUGUGGCAUCCUGAUCAACGUUGUCGGCUUCGCAGGCGCCGUCGGUACAGACGUACCCAUUGGCGCCACGUAUAUCUACAGAUUGAAUUUCUUCGCGGGAUUUAUCGUGAGCGGGCUUGUGUAUUACUUGCUGUGCAAAUCCUUCCCGAUCCCGGCCUUGAGCCCAACGGGAAAAUGGUUUGAGGUUGGAGACACGAUCCGCAACCCAAGUUUGGUAUAUGGAUCAGAGGUGGAGGAGGCUGUAUCUCGUCAAGUGGAUGAUGAGCCAGGUGCUAGGUAUGGAGAGAAGAAGUGGUGGAACAUCAAGUCUCAUUUCUGA
Molecule: messenger RNA, 1740 nt
Organism: Rhinocladiella mackenziei CBS 650.93
Lineage: Eukaryota; Fungi; Ascomycota; Eurotiomycetes; Chaetothyriales; Herpotrichiellaceae
Exons: 4
Coding region: 1-1740 (579 amino acids)
Biological process (GO): transmembrane transport; nucleobase transport
Cellular component (GO): plasma membrane
Molecular function (GO): nucleobase transmembrane transporter activity
Source: RefSeq, a predicted model, not a curated record